Messenger RNA from Teleopsis dalmanni, 2810 nucleotides. RefSeq names its product paramyosin (gene salto). Bases 161 to 2785 code for a protein of 874 amino acids. Gene Ontology annotation, cellular component: phosphatidylinositol 3-kinase complex, class III, type II; phagophore assembly site; phosphatidylinositol 3-kinase complex, class III, type I. Gene Ontology annotation, biological process: autophagosome assembly; late endosome to vacuole transport; cellular response to nitrogen starvation. The record is from RefSeq and is a predicted model, not a curated record. The transcript has 16 exons. NCBI's taxonomy places the organism in Eukaryota, Metazoa, Arthropoda, Insecta, Diptera, Diopsidae.
CUAAUAUAUUUUUUAGAAGGUGAAUUAUUACGCUUUUAAUGUUUAACUUGUUUUAAAUUUAUCGUUAAUAAAAGUAAUAUUAAGAAUUCAAGACUAAGUUUUGAAUAAUUUUAAAAUUUUUGGAAGUGUUUUGUCAUUUAUUUAUUUUUGAUAAAUCAAUAUGAGUUCAUCAACACUGCGAAGUGGUACCGGCAGUGAUGAACAAAAGAGUUUGAAGAGGAAAUCUUCUAAAGCUUCAAAAUUACACGAAAUGGAUACUUCCUCAUCUGUAGAAAAAGACCAGUCUACUGGAACUGAUCAGCAAACUCCCAAUUCAAUUUUCGAAACUUCAGAUCAAACAAAAUCAUCAAGUACGCAAAAUUUAGCCUCAUCUCGAACACUUACUGCAUUCGAUACAUUAGAUAGUCCUAGGACUGUUUCCAAACCAAAGUGGCCAAAAAAACCUCAAUUAAGCGUCACUGCAAAGAUUACAGAGACAACGCCGAUGCAACAGAAAAAGAAUCUAUUUACUGGCAGAGCUACUAAAAAAGCUGCUGCUACAAGUAAUAUACCUAUUUUAUCCAAGCCGCGUAAUGUAAAAAAGCCUGAAACAAAGCUUCCAAAAUAUCAACGGCCUAUCAAAAAUUCUGCUAGAAUGUUACCAUCGGCUAAAGGUUUGAUUGGAACAGUAGUACCGCAAAAAACUGACAAUAAAGUAGAUGAUUCAACUUCACUAAAAAGCCAAUUUUCGAAUUCGUUGUUAACAACAAACAAGAAUGGAUGUAUAACCGUAGGUGACAGUGAAAUUGUAGGACUAACUGCACGUGAACGUGUGCUGGAGAAAAAUAAAUUAACCGUAUUCGAAGUUUUGCAGAAAAAAUUGGAAUCAUUGCAGUCUGAGUUUAUGCAAAAAUUCUCAACAUUGAAAAAAGUUUCACCAGAUAAACUCAAGGCGGAUUACAAAUUUGUUACAAUGGUUAAAAAUGACGAGGGUCGAUUGAUCGUCUCGCCAAGUGAUUUAAUAAAUAUGCCAAAACUUCCCGUGGAAUCUAUAAACGACAUAAAGCAAAAAAUGAAGGAAACAUCUAAUGCAUGUUUAAUGUAUCUUAUUGAUGUUUUAAAAAGUGUUCGAAAUAAAAGCAGUGAUGAUCGAGAAAUUAUUUUGGAGGAUGCAUACAAUGCUUUGGAAGACAAACAGGAUGAACGCAUUGAAAAAUUGUUUGAACAUUUUCAAAAAUACCUUGAUAAAAAAGCUGUCGAUUAUGUAUCCAUUAAUGAGAGGUUACAGAAAGAAAUUAGGGAUACAAAAAGGAAUUUGGAAGCUACUGAAAAUGAACUCAAGAAGGUGAAAAGUUCACAGGAGGCAAAAAUAAAUGAGCUUGAAGUGAUUGUAGACAAACAAAAGGAAGAGCUCGAAAGUCUUGAAGCUGAAUUGGAUGAAAAAUCUGAUAAAAUAUUUGAGAUAACUUCUUGUAUCGAAAAAAUUGAAAUUGAAAAUGAAGACUUGAAAUUAAAAAUUAAAGAAUAUAGCGAAGCAAGUGAUCCGAUGGAAUCGAAAUAUAUAUCAGAAAUUAAAACCUAUAAAGAAAAAAUUGAAGCUUUGACUAAAAAAAAGAGAGAUAUUGAGGAAAAAUUUUCACAAUUAGCUGAUGAAAGAGAUGAAAUAGCUGAGAAAUUUCGUAAAGUUAGUGACGAUGUAUACACCGCCAAAAUAAAAUUGGAAGAAUUUAAAAAGAAAGCUAAUAAUGAUUUAGAGCGCUCCAAACAUAAAUAUGAAGAAAAUCAGCACAAAUUCGAAAUGGAGUUAGAAGCAGCAAAAAGGGAAUUGGAAAGGAGUCGACACAAAUCACAAUCUGAUCUUAGUACAUCGAAAGAAAAAUUGGAAACUAUUCUCCAAAAAACUCAAACACAAUUGAAAUUCACGCAGGAAAUGUUGGACGAAACCCGUCUUAAAGCUGAGGAGGAAUUAACUAACACGAGAAAUGAAUACGAGGCAAAUCAACUAAAACUUCAAUCUGAUUUGUCGGAAUGUAAAAAGAAAUUAAAAGCAACUGAAAAGAAGUCGAAAUCUGAUUUGACAGCAUUGCAAGAUCAAUUAAAGUCUCAACAAAUGACUGAUGCUGAUCCAAAUGAAGACCGUUUAAAGUUCUACAUGUUAGAAUUAGAGGCACAAAAAGCCAAAUGUGAGACUUUAAAACAAGAAAAGAAGGCUAUAUGUAUUGAUAUGUCUUGUAUUCAAGAGGAAUUCAAAGAUUCGAAGAAAAUGCUUCUGAAUGCUGAGAAUAAAAUAAGAGAACUAACUGAUGCUUUAGAUUAUCAAACGAAUAUUGCUCAACAUGCUUUACCUAUGAGAUCAGACGACUACGAGGAGUUAAUGUCAUUAAGAGAAGCUGAAAAGAAAAAGAAAAUUGAAAUCGAAACUCUUCGCAAUAAAAUUAAUGCAAUUUACAAAGGUGAACCAAUGGUUGAAAGUCAAGGCGAUUAUGACUUCACAUCACAAAACAGUACUGGUGCAGAUUGCAAAUUAGUAGCAUCUCUUGGAGAACAGAAUACAAAAAUUUGUAAGUUAAAUAAAAAAUUAGUUGAAAGAGAUGAAGAAUACAAGAGUCUUUUCAAAACUUUAAAUCACAAGCAAGUAGAUGUGGUUCGUUACGAGCAUAUGAUUAGAUUAUUGGUUAACAAUAACGAACGUAGUCAAAUGUUACGGGUUAGGAUGGAGGAAAAACUGGCUUCUAUGGAAGAUGAGAUUCGCCAUUUACAGCAAACUAUACGAAUUUACCAGCAGCAUAUUGUUAAAAUGAUAUAAAUCACACCUCAGUUAAAUCUAUCAA